CACAAACCAAGGUCCCGGAACUUCUCGAUGGGACGCUGCCAGCCCCGCGCAGGGGUGAGCGCGCGCAGCCAUAGCGCAGUCCUAACUCAGUAGAGGCGGUUAAACUUUUCGUCACAAAGUAGGUGGGUUCCCUGAGCCCCAGGGACGCAGGAGACCGGUGCUCGAGGGCAGCUCCGGGGCAUCCUUGCAGCCGGUCACCCCUCCCCCUUCCCCGCGGGCUUUUGCACACGACGCGCGGCGGGCCGCUUCACACGGGGUGGCAAGGGCCAGAUAAAGCGGGAGGACGCGGGGCACGGAGAGGAGGGAGCGCUCCGCGCGCAAAGCCGGAGCUGGAGCGGCGAGGCAGCGAGACCGUCUCACGGUGGCCCCAGCGCGGCCCGGGCCGGAACAGGCGCGCGGCAGAGGCGGCGGGCGAGGGGCGCACGCGGGGCGACGCGAGCGGCACGAGGGGCUCACCCCGCAGGAGAGUGCGCGCCCCACAGCGCCUGGCGCGCAACUUCUGGGGCUCAUUUCGACUGGCGUCCGCGCGCGGCUUCCCCACCCAGCGCGGGGCGAGCGGGGCCGCAUGAGGGCCGUGGAUAAAGAGCAUCUGUUGGACGCCAGGCCCGGAGCUCGGUCGUACACGGGAUCUCUGUGGCAGGAUGGAGUUGGCUGGAUUUCUUUGCCCCCACCUGGUGUGGACUUGCCGGGCAUUGAGCUGGCUGUGGAGAACAACCAUUACUGUCACGCCCAGAAGGGUCCUGGCAGUCACUGCGACCCCAAGAAGGAGAAGGCCCGUCGUCAGCUCUAUGUGGCCUCUGCUAUCUGCCUGGUGUUCAUGAUUGGGGAAGUCAUUGGUGGAUACCUAGCACAUAGCCUAGCGAUCAUGACCGACGCAGCCCAUCUGCUCACUGACUUUGCCAGCAUGCUUAUCAGCCUCUUCUCUCUCUGGAUGUCUUCUCGGCCGGCCACCAAGACCAUGAACUUUGGCUGGCAGCGAGCUGAGAUCCUGGGAGCCCUGCUCUCUGUGCUGUCCAUCUGGGUCGUGACUGGGGUACUGGUGUACCUGGCGGUGGAGCGGCUGAUCUCUGGGAACUAUGAGAUCGAGGGGGAGACCAUGCUGAUAACGGCAGGCUGUGCUGUGGCUGUGAAUAUCAUAAUGGGGUUGACUCUUCACCAGUCUGGUCAUGGGCACAGCCAUGACCCCAGCCAGCAGCAGCAGAACCCCAGCGUCCGAGCUGCCUUUAUUCACGUGAUUGGUGACUUGCUACAGAGCUUGGGCGUCCUGGUGGCGGCCUACAUUUUAUACUUCAAGCCAGAGUACAAGUAUGUAGACCCCAUCUGCACUUUCCUCUUCUCCAUCCUGGUCCUGGGAACAACCUUGACCAUCCUGAGAGAUGUGAUCCUGGUGCUGAUGGAAGGGACCCCCAAAGGCGUGGACUUCACGGCUGUGCGGGAUCUGCUGCUGUCAGUGGAGGGGGUGGAAGCCUUGCACAGCCUGCAUAUCUGGGCGCUGACCGUGGCCCAACCUGUGUUGUCUGUCCACAUCGCCAUCGCUCAGAACACAGAUGCCCAGGCUGUGUUGAAGGCAGCCAGCGCCUGCCUGCAGGGCAAGUUCCACUUCCACACCAUGACCAUCCAGAUCGAGGACUACUCCGAGGACAUGAAGGACUGUCAGGCAUGCCAGGGCCCCUCGGACUGACUGCCUGGCCUGGCACUAACUGGGGCACAGAUGGAUCUGCAGAUGGCAGGGCCUAGCGUCCCCCAUGGCCAUCCAGGACUCUGUUUACCCCGGCUGUGUUUUGAACCAGAUCCCUCUCCGGACCUCUGCUCCAUGCUCAGUGGAGGAGCCUUGCCCACUCCAGGAG
Pteropus alecto (black flying fox) is the source of this 1847-nucleotide messenger RNA. It is a transcript of the gene SLC30A2, whose product is annotated as solute carrier family 30 member 2. The transcript is spliced from 8 exons. Gene Ontology annotation, biological process: zinc ion transmembrane transport; response to zinc ion. The record is from RefSeq and is a predicted model, not a curated record. Bases 566 to 1681 code for a protein of 371 amino acids. Gene Ontology annotation, molecular function: zinc ion transmembrane transporter activity. Lineage: Eukaryota; Metazoa; Chordata; Mammalia; Chiroptera; Pteropodidae. Gene Ontology annotation, cellular component: plasma membrane.